Messenger RNA from Cryptosporidium muris RN66, 1188 nucleotides. RefSeq lists its product as uncharacterized. Bases 1 to 1188 code for a protein of 395 amino acids. The record is from RefSeq and is a predicted model, not a curated record. Gene Ontology annotation, cellular component: endoplasmic reticulum; COPII-coated ER to Golgi transport vesicle. The transcript has a single exon. Lineage: Eukaryota; Apicomplexa; Conoidasida; Eucoccidiorida; Cryptosporidiidae.
AUGAAUACUAGCACAAAUAUAGAAAUGAGUGGUAUAAGGCAAAGAAGGAGAGGUGUUUUAAGUGAUAAGUCUCCAAUCACCGAUUCCAUUUUAAAAAGUGUCAAGUAUAUUGACAUAUAUGGUAAGGUACACGAUGAUUAUUGUGCUAAGUCAACUAGUGGAAGUAUAAUGUCCAUACUUGUCUAUAUACUAGUUAUAAUUUUAACUAUAGGGGAAUUUUUGAAGUAUAUAGGAGGAGAGACGGUAGAACAUAUUGGUGUAGAUGAUAAUAUGAACCAAAAAUUAGAUAUUAGAUUAGACAUUUCAUUUCCAAGCUUAAGAUGCAGCGAAAUAUCUGUGGAUACUGUUGAUAAUGUUGGUGAGAACCAGGUUAAUGCUCAUGGUAACCUAUUAAAAAUACCUAUUGAUAUACAUGGUAAUGAAGUACAAGAAGAAAUUAUGGCUCAGUACAAUGAAUCUACUUCUAUGAAGUGUUUGAGCUGUUUUGGGGCAGAAAGUAUACAUUACAAGUGUUGCAAUACAUGUGAAUCUCUUAAAAGCGCAUUUAGGUAUAAAGGAUGGUCCUACUUAGAUAUUGCUAGCAAAGCUCCUCAAUGUAUUAACACAGUUGGCUGUCGAUUACAUGGUAGUUUGCAAGUAAAUAAAGUUUCAGGAAACAUUCAUGUAGCUUUGGGACAAGCUACAGUUAGGGAUGGUAAACAUGUUCAUGAGUUCAAUAUGAAUGAUAUUUCACGAGGUUUUAAUACAUCACAUACUAUUCAUGAACUUAGAUUUGGCAAAGAUAAUAUUGAAUUUAUUGGAUCUCCUUUAGAGAAUACCAAAAAAAUUGUGACUACUGGUACUUCGAUGUUCCACUAUUAUUUAAAACUUGUACCUACUCAGUUCAUUAAAAGUGGAUAUAGUAAAGUAUUGUUUUCAAAUCAGUAUACUUAUACUGAAAGGCAGAAAGAUGUAUUAGUAAAAGAUGGAGAAUUAUCAGGCCUUCCUGGAGUAUUUAUUGUUUAUGAUUUCCAACCAUUUGUAAUUCGUAAGAUACAUAAUUCAAUUCCAACUACACACUUCUUAACUUCAUUUUGUGCAAUAAUAGGUGGAAUAUAUUCACUGAUGUCAUUAGUAGAUUCGAUCUUAUUUUGGUUUAUUAAAAGAACAUCAGCUAUAUUAUCAGGUAAUUUUAAGAGUAACUACUAA